This is a messenger RNA of Callorhinus ursinus (northern fur seal), 3606 nucleotides long. RefSeq names its product ADAM metallopeptidase with thrombospondin type 1 motif 3 (gene ADAMTS3). Lineage: Eukaryota; Metazoa; Chordata; Mammalia; Carnivora; Otariidae. Gene Ontology annotation, biological process: proteolysis; extracellular matrix organization. The record is from RefSeq and is a predicted model, not a curated record. Gene Ontology annotation, molecular function: metalloendopeptidase activity. Gene Ontology annotation, cellular component: extracellular matrix.
AUGGUUCUCCUGUCACUUUGGUUGAUAGCAGCCGCUCUGGUAGAGGUUAGGACUUCAGCUGAUGGACAAGCUGGGAAUGAAGAAAUGGUGCAAAUAGAUUUACCAAUAAAGAGACAGAGUGAGUAUGAACUGGUGACUCCAGUCAGCACAAAUUUUGAAGGACACUAUCUCUCCCAUAUUCUUUCUGCAAAUAACAAAAGGAGGUCACCGAGGGACGUGUCUUCCAACUCUGAGCAAUUGUUCUUUAACAUCACAGCAUUUGGAAGAGAUUUUCAUCUGCGACUAAGGCCCAACACUCAGCUAGUAGCUCCUGGGGCUGUUGUGGAAUGGCACGAGACAUCUCUGGUGCCUGAGAAUAUAACUGACCCCAUUAAUGAUCAUCAAGCAGGAAAUGCUUCAGAAAGAAUCUGGAAAACAGAGCCUUUGCAGACUAACUGUGCUUAUGUUGGUGACAUCAUGGACAUUCCAGGAACCUCUGUUGCCAUUAGCAACUGUGAUGGUCUGGCUGGAAUGAUAAAAAGUGAUGAUGAGGAGUAUUUCAUUGAACCUUUGGAAAGAGGUAAGCAGAUGGAGGAAAAAAAUGGAAGGAUUCAUGUUGUCUACAAGAGAUCAGCAGUAGAACGGGCUCCCGUAAACAUGUCCCACGACUGCCAAUACAGAGAGUCGAAUCUGGGAGGCCUUGACGAUGUAGGUCCUAUUUCCAGCAGCAUUGACCAGCAGCUGAAGGAGGCAGUGAGACGCCGCAGACACACGGGAGAGAAUGAUUACAACAUCGAGGUGCUGCUGGGGGUGGACGACUCCGUGGUCCGCUUCCACGGCAAAGAGCACGUCCAGAACUACCUCCUCACCCUGAUGAACAUUGUGAAUGAAAUUUACCACGAUGAGUCCCUUGGAGUGCAUAUAAAUGUGGUCCUGGUGCGCAUGAUAAUGCUGGGUUACGCAAAGUCCAUCAGCCUCAUAGAAAGGGGAAACCCAUCCAGGAGCUUGGAGAACGUGUGUCGCUGGGCUUGCCAACAACAAAAGUCUGAUCCGAACCACUCUGAACACCAUGAUCAUGCAAUUUUCUUAACCAGGCAAGACUUUGGACCUGCUGGAAUGCAAGGAUAUGCUCCAGUCACAGGCAUGUGUCAUCCAGUGAGAAGCUGUACCCUGAAUCAUGAGGAUGGUUUUUCAUCUGCUUUUGUAGUAGCUCAUGAGACUGGCCAUGUGCUGGGAAUGGAGCACGACGGACAAGGCAACAGGUGUGGUGAUGAGACCGCUAUGGGGAGUGUCAUGGCCCCCUUGGUGCAAGCAGCGUUUCAUCGUUACCACUGGUCCCGGUGCAGUGGCCAAGAACUGAAGAGAUACAUCCAUUCCUAUGACUGUCUCCUUGAUGACCCUUUUGAACAUGAUUGGCCCAAACUCCCAGAACUUCCUGGAAUCAAUUACUCUAUGGAUGAGCAAUGUCGUUUUGACUUUGGGGUUGGUUAUAAAAUGUGCACUGCGUUCCGAACAUUUGACCCAUGUAAACAGCUGUGGUGUAGCCAUCCUGAUAAUCCCUACUUUUGUAAGACAAAAAAGGGACCCCCACUUGAUGGGACUGAGUGUGCUGUUGGAAAAUGGUGCUAUAAGGGCCACUGCAUGUGGAAGAAUGCUAAUCAACAAAAACAAGAUGGCAACUGGGGAUCCUGGACCAAAUUUGGCUCCUGUUCCCGGACAUGCGGAACUGGUGUCCGUUUCAGAACACGCCAGUGUAAUAAUCCCACGCCCAUCAACGGUGGUCAGGAUUGUCCUGGUGUUAAUUUUGAGUACCAGCUUUGUAAUACAGAAGAAUGCCCAAAACACUUUGAGGACUUCAGAGCGCAGCAGUGCCAACAGCGUAACUCCCACUUCGAAUUCCAGAAUACCAAACACCACUGGUUGCCAUACGAACAUCCCGACUCCAGGAAAAGAUGCCACCUUUACUGCCAAUCCAGAGAGACUGGAGAUGUGGUGUAUAUGAAACAGCUGGUGCUGGAUGGAACGCACUGUUCUUACAAAGAUCCGUACAGCAUAUGUGUGCGGGGAGAGUGUGUGAAAGUGGGCUGUGAUAAAGAAAUCGGUUCUACUAAGGUUGAGGAUAAGUGUGGCGUCUGUGGAGGAGAUAAUUCUCAUUGUCGAACCGUAAAGGGGACAUUUACCAGAACUCCCAAGAAGCUUGGGUACCUUAAGAUGUUUGAUAUACCCCCGGGUGCUAGACAUGUGUUAAUCCAAGAAGACGAGGCUUCUCCUCAUAUUCUUGCUAUUAAGAACCAGGCUACAGGCCACUAUAUUUUAAAUGGCAAAGGAGAGGAAGCCAAGUCGCGGACCUUCAUAGAUCUUGGUGUGGAAUGGGACUAUAACAUUGAAGAUGACAUUGAAACUCUUCACACAGAUGGACCUUUACACGAUCCUGUUAUUGUUUUGAUUAUCCCUCAGGAGAACGAUACCCACUCCAGCCUGACAUAUAAGUACAUCAUUCAUGAAGAUUCUGCACCUACAAUCAGCAGCAACAAUGUCAUCCAGGAAGAAUUAGAUACUUUUGAGUGGGCUUUGAAGAGCUGGUCUCAGUGUUCCAAACCCUGUGGUGGAGGUUUCCAGUACACUAAAUACGGAUGCCGUAGGAAAAGUGAUAAUAAGAUGGUUCACCGCAGCUUCUGCGAGGUCAACAAGAAGCCAAAACCUAUUAGAAGGAUGUGCAAUAUUCAAGAGUGUACACAUCCACUCUGGGUCGCCGAGGAGUGGGAGCACUGCACCAGAACCUGUGGGAGUUCCGGCUACCAGCUCCGCACCGUGCGCUGCCUGCAGCCGCUCCACGACGGCACCAACCGCUCGGUGCACAGCAAGUACUGCUCUGCCGACCGGCCAGACAACCGGAGGCCCUGCAACCGCGUGCCCUGCCCCUCCCACUGGAAAACAGGGCCCUGGAACGAGUGUUCGGUAACCUGCGGGGAAGGAACGGAGGUGAGGCAGGUCCUCUGCAGGGCGGGAGACCACUGUGCAGGGGAGAAGCCCGAGGCCGUCAGAGCGUGUCAGCUGCCUCCCUGUAAUGAUGAGCCGUGUUUGGGAGACAAGUCCAUAUUCUGUCAAAUGGAGGUGCUGACGCGAUACUGCUCCAUACCAGGUUAUAACAAGUUAUGUUGUGAGUCAUGCAGUAAGCGCAGUAGCACCCUGCCACCCCCAUACCUUCCAGAAGCUGCAGAAACUCAUGGUGAUGCUGUCUUUAACCCUAGCGACCUCCCUGGAGCUCUAGUGAUGCCUACAUCUUUGGUUCCUUACCAUCCGGAGCCCCCUGCAGAGAAGAAAUCUCUGAGUAGGCUAUCUUCAGUGGGAGGUCCAAAUGCCUUCACUGCUUCCAGGCCACACAGUAAACCUGAUGGUGCUAAUUUCCCCCAGAGGAGAGCUCAGCAAGCAGCAAGUAGGACUCUGAGACUGGUGUCCCCGGCCACCAGGAGUGGCGCCCUCAACUCCUCCUCAGAAGUGCCUACUGCCCGCCUCCUCGCAGUGAGUGAUUCCACGGGUGCUGCUUCUCAGGCAAGAACCUCAAAGAAAGGUGACAAAAUUGCUGACAAGAGCCAUCCGGUCAGAUCAUCCGCUUUGGAAAGAUGA